Molecule: messenger RNA, 2192 nt
Organism: Sesamum indicum (sesame)
Lineage: Eukaryota; Viridiplantae; Streptophyta; Magnoliopsida; Lamiales; Pedaliaceae
Product: ENTH/ANTH/VHS superfamily protein
Biological process (GO): vesicle budding from membrane; clathrin-dependent endocytosis; clathrin coat assembly
Cellular component (GO): clathrin-coated vesicle; clathrin-coated pit
Molecular function (GO): 1-phosphatidylinositol binding; phosphatidylinositol-4,5-bisphosphate binding; SNARE binding
Source: RefSeq, a predicted model, not a curated record
CUCGUAUGAAGGGACAAGAAUGUACAAAAAAAGGAGAGUAGAGAGAGAGAGGGAGAGAGAGAAAGAGGGAGGAGAGAAACAAAGAACCAAUUGACUUUUUUUUUUUUUUUUCUUUUUUUGGUUAUAUUGGAAAAGCAGAGGGUCAGGAGAACAAGGGAGGAAACCCUCUUGGAUCUCUUCAGAACUUGUGUUGAUCAUUACAGAUUUCGUUUGUUUGAAUGUUAUUGUUUGAGGGCUGUGUUUCCAUCAAUGGACAGCUUUAGAAAAGCCUAUGGGGCUCUAAAGGACUCCACCAAGGUCGGCUUAGCCAAUCUCAACAGUGAAUUUAAGGAUUUGGACAUUGCCAUUGUCAAGGCAACCAACCAUGACGAAUGUCCCCCGAAGGAUCGACAUGUUAGAAAGAUAAUUGCAGCAGUAUCGGUAAACCGUCCCAGGGCCGAUGUUGCCUACUGCAUUCAUGCACUUUCUCGAAGAUUAGCAAAGACGCGCAGCUGGAUCGUUGCGAUAAAGGCUCUGGUAGUUGUUCAUCGGACACUAAGGGAGGGGGAUCCCACAUUCAGAGAAGAAUUACUACAUUACUCCCAUAGAGGAAAGUUAUUUCAGAUAUCCAAUUUCAAGGAUGACUCGAGCCCUCUUGCUUGGGAUUGCUCUGCUUGGAUACGGACAUACGCGCUGUUCCUGGAGGAAAGACUAGAAUGUUUUAGGACGUUGAACUAUGAUAUUGAGGCGGAGAGAGUGCCAAAACCAACUCGUGGAGUAUCUAAGGCAUAUAGUAAGACACGGCUGUUGGACGGUGAUCAACUAUUGGAUCAGCUACCUGCAUUGCAGCAGCUUCUAUACCGACUCAUUUGUUGCCAGCCUGAAGGAGCAGCCUGCCACAACUUUCUCAUCCAAUAUGCGUUAGCCCUGGUUUUGAAGGAGAGCUUCAAAAUAUACUGUUCUAUCAAUGAUGGGAUCAUUAAUCUUGUCGACAUGUUUUUUGAAAUGCCCAAACACGAUGCAGUCAGGGCUCUCAACAUCUACAAAAAGGCUGGAAGACAGGCAGAACAUCUAGCUGAUUUUUAUGGCUUCUGCAGAAAUUUGGAACUUGCUCGGACAUUUCAGUUUCCUACACUCAGACAGCCUCCUCCCUCAUUUCUAGCAACAAUGGAGGAAUAUGUAAGGGAAGCUCCUCAGACAGGUUCUCUUUCAAACAAGAGACUGGAAUAUAAAGCUGCAGAACCAGAACCCGAAGAACCCGAAGAACAACCUCCACAAGAACCCGAAACACAAGUUGAAGAAGUUGAAAUCAAAGAAGAGUUAGAACCGGAGCCAGAGCCUCAGGCUAAAGAAGAAGUUCCACUUCCAAUACCUGAAGAGCCUACCGAUCUGCUCGGUCUGAUAGAACUAAAUCCAGAAGCCAUGAAAAUAGAGCAAAACAAUGCAUUAGCCCUCGCAAUUCUGGAACCUGGCACUGAACCACCGUCAGCUCAUAAUGCAUUAGCUGAAAUCGGAAAGACGUCUGGUUGGGAGCUGGCGCUUGUAACGGCACCAAGUAAUAUCAACAAACCUCAUCAACGUACAGAAACCAAAAUGGCCGGGGGGUUUGACAACCUGUUGCUCGAUAGCUUGUACGAGGAUGAUGCUACAAGGAGAACCCUACAGCUGCAUAGUGCAGGCUACAACACGAGCUACGGGUAUGAACUGGCCGUACAGAACCCAUUCACUCAGCAACAUGACCCCUUUGCCAUGUCCAACAACAUUGCCCCUCCAACAAACGUUCAAAUGGCACUGAUGUCUCAGCAAGAGCAGAUCAUGAUGCAGCAGCAGCAACAGCAACAACACCAACAACAAACACUGAUGAUGGUGCCCCACAAUCCAUACACGGCUCAAUACUCCGCCCAACCGAUGCCACCGUUUGGGUCCGCCAAUCCAUUUGGCGAUCCAUUUGGCUAUCCCCUAAGUGGGAUGCCAACACAUGGGAACAACACGUUGAUUUAGACGUGGAGUUUAAGUCGUUUAUUUGUUGAUUACAUGUAUUCUUUGUGUGGAGCUGGAUUUUAUUCAUGGUGGGAGUAAUUCUUGAGCUGGUUGUAGGCUGAGAUAGUAAGAGAAAAGUCUACUGUUGUUUUAGCUUUGUUGAGACUUGAGAUGCAUUGGGAAGUCUAUGGCAUAAAAGUUUAAUGUAAGAAAGCUCUGAUCUAAUACUGCUA